Messenger RNA from Meloidogyne enterolobii, 729 nucleotides. NCBI's taxonomy places the organism in Eukaryota, Metazoa, Nematoda, Chromadorea, Rhabditida, Meloidogynidae. The record is from the annotation of a GenBank genome assembly.
AUGUUCUUCAUGCUACUGCUUCUAUCCAUCGUGGUUGCUGUGGUCUACUACGUCACAUUGGAUCCGGUGGACAAUCCCGUUCCAGGGGAGUAUGAGGUAGGUUCGGAGAAAGGGACUUCGGAGGCUGGAAGCGUGAAGCGGUCAAAUGCCAGCCCAGAAAGUGAAGGCGACGAAAGUGAAUUUGAAGGUGCUCCAGUACCAGUUCCAAUCUACUUGGUAGGGCCAGUGGAAGUGAGGGACAUGAAGGAAAAAGGCGAAGAUUCAAAGCAGAGUAAAGGAAGAUCGGAAGGAAGUACUGGAACGGCAUCGAAAGGGAAAAAGGCAAAGAGCCAUCGCCGAGGCAGUAAACUCCCAGUUCCAACGAGUGCGGGAGAAGCUGGAGCUGAUGGGAAGACUUCAAAGGCUAAGAAGAGAAGUGGUUCAUCCGGCCGUCAUCGUCGUAAGAAGGAUGCAAGCAGCAGCAAAAGCAGUCGGACAGUUGGUUCAACAAGCGAUGGCGGGGAGGAAGCGUCUAAGUCCAAGUCCGCUGCAAAAUCCAAGGCCGAUGCUGGAAAAGUUCGCAGUCGCAAGUCUGGCGGGGGUUCUAAGGGUCGAAAGGGAAAGAAAGACGGAAGUCGUUCUCGCAGUCGAAGUGCAAGCAGUGGGAAAUCUUCUAAGAAGGACCGGAAGCAUGCUACUCCUAAAACGCCAUCAAAGAAGGAUCUGUCUAAGAAGCCGGUGGAGCUCUGA